AUGCCCCUGGACGGCCGGCUUGAAGCGCAAACUGGUGCGAAUGGAGACAAGCAUGGCGGUGAGCAUAGCGGUGAGGAGGCCGGUGAGCCGAUCGAUCCACCCCUAGACGGACAGACCGACCCACACCUCGAUGACGCGCGCCCCCCGCGCGCCUUCACCAUCAGGGACGCCGGGACGCUGGUCGGGGGGCACGUGACCGUCACGAAUGGGGCCUUCAAACAGUGCAGGGGGGUCAUCCUCGACGUUAAGAAGACGGACAAGGAGGAGUACGAGCUGCUGGUGGUGAUCAACAGAGACGAGUCGGCCAAGUACCCCAAGAACAUCCUAAACAGGUUUGGGAAGAGCUACUGGUUCAAUGUGAAGGACGUCCAAGUGGAGAGGGUGAAGGAUUUGCUCUUCCACAGGUAUGAAAACUUUUACGAUGAGAAGGGGCGGCCCGCGGAGGGGGGCCUGCAAGAGGUUAAGGAGCGCUUCGGGGAGUUGAGCGGCGAAGAGGAAAGUGCAGUGGAAGGGAAGGGGGAAAAUGCAGUGGAAGGGAUGAAGCAAAAUGCAGUGGAAGGGAAGGAGGAAAAUGCAGUGGAAGAGAAGGAGGUAGGCCAUUUGAGCAGCGAAGAUGUAAGCGUGGCCAAUGGAGAGGCAAACGCGGCAAAUGGCGAGGCGCCCCUGCGGCCAGACCUGAUCACCCUGCAGGAGAGCCUCCUCGAGGGAAAAAGGCGGCCGCGGAAAAGCGCCUUCUGCCACACAGUGGUGAAGCAAAUAGAAAAAAAUUACAUGUACGAAGAUCUGCUAAACCUGUACAGGGAAAAGAGACACCUGGCAAACAUAGUGGUGUGCUUCUACAUCCUGAAGCAGCUGGUGAAAAUCUGCAGCUUUGAAAAGGAAAGCGAAAGUGGGUUAAGUGCUUUCCAGAAAAACGUCAUUCACAGCACCACCUUCGAAACUAUCUUAACAGACGUUUUAACGUUUCUGGAGAAGAAGGAUAUAUACAGAGUGGUAGACAAAACAUGGCUCCUAUGGAUCUUAGUGAAGCUGAACAUACACAAGGAGCAGACUUAUAGGAGCACCUUCGAAGCAAUUUUAAAUCACCUUUUGAAGUAUCUCACGUAUGAAACUUUAAAAAAAAUGAACACCAAAAGUUUGUGUGCAAUUUUGUGGAGCCUAGCCAAAUGUUCCCAUAGCAACAUACAGGUUUGCAAAACGGUAUACAAAAAGGCUAUCUACUUUUUGGAGAAAUACACCCAGGUGAUGUCUUGCCAGGACAUUUCAAAUGUGUAUUACUCCCUUGGGUUGGUAAACUACCCAAAUGGGGACUCCUUUUUUAAUUUAAUUGACCAAGAAAUUAACAAAAAAAUUAGCAAAUUUUCUGUGCAAAAUCUUAUGAAUAUUCUCUACGGAAUGACAAAACUGAAGAGAAACAACUCCACCUUUGCAGUCGUAAAGGAUAAGCUGCUCUUCCAUUCCUCCAAUAUGAACCUUCGAAAUAUGAGUUUGUUCCUUUGGUGUUUGAACAGAAAUGAGUACUAUCACGUCGAUGUUAACUUUAAAGGGAAGUCCUUUCACCAUUUAAAUGUAAAGCAAGCCAUGCAAUUGUUAAUGUUUUUUAAUUACAACAGAGACAAGUAUGUGCAUUACCUGAAGUACGUUUUGAGUUUUCUCUUCAAAUGGAUCUCCCAGCUGACCAACCAAGAAAUUUCAUUCCUCUUCUAUUCACUGUCCAAGCUAAACUUACUCAAAGGUAGCUGCUUUGUAAAGAUUCGUAAGCACAUCACCCAGAGGGACCACACCACCUUCAACGUCAUAGACCUCAACAUGAUUCUCCUCUCCAUGAACAACAGCAACCUGUACGACCGAGUUUUGUUCCACUAUUUGUUUCGCGCGCUCAGGGGGGUUCUCUCGCGUGCACUGCGGAGGGGAGCCGAGGUAGAAGCAACCGCCAGGGAAGAAGCUACCACCACCGAAGAAGUAACCACCGCCGCCAACGAAGCAACCACCACCGCCAACGAAGCAACCACCACCGCCAACGAAGCAACCACCACCGCCAACGAAGCAACCACCACCGCCAACGAAGCAACCGGCGGAAUGGCCCCCCCCAGUGGGCGCCCCCCCCUAGACUGCACCAACCUCAACUACGUGAUGAAGAACCUGUCCGAAAUGAAAAUUUUCGACCAAAGCAUCAUGCUCAAGUACGCCCUUUUCUUCUCCAGCAACCUUGCCCGCAUCAGCGCCGACCAGAUUUGCGACUACCUCUUCUACACCUUAUCGCUCAGCAACCCCGGGGGGAGCAACCAGGUGGGGGGGAAACUCCAAAUGGUAGGCUCGUCUAAGAGGGAACCGCCCACACCCACUUCUCACGACCAGAUGGUAGACUCGUCUAAGUGCAAACUGCCCGCACCCACUUCUCACAACCAAAUGGUAGACUCGUCUAAGUGCAAAUUGCCCGCACCCACUUCGCCUGACCAACGGAUCGCCCACCUAGUGACCUCCAACGAAGAACUCUCCUUGAAGGAAGCCAAUUUCGGAAAAGUCUACAGACACUAUUUAACCAGAGUGACUCAAUUCGUGAAGGACAAACUGCCCCAUUUCGACGCGCACAGCUUUCUCGCCCAUUUGGAGGAACAGCAGAAUGGAAAAAGGGCACCAAACGCAGUGGGGGAAAAACAGGAGAAAGACAAAAUCGACACCUUCGUGUUCAACUACCAAACGGAGAAGAAACACGAGCAUGUACAAAAACUGAAUGAGCUCAUUUUGGAGCAAACCACCAGCCAUGCUGCGAAGGCAACUUUGUUGGGGGACUUAGUUUCGGACAAGGAGUUUUCCUCGUUUGUCAACGAGCGGGAGGACAGCCAUCAUCAUGAUGGUGAUAAUGUAGCAAAGAAGAAAAAAAAAAAAGCUUUUCCAUGCACAUCCAUCAAUUCGCUCAUUCACUUGUUCUACGCCCUUGCGUCCUUGAACGAACUUGACGAGGACCGCGUGGACCACUACAUGGACAACUUGUACACCGUCGUGGAGAGAAAAAAAAGCGAAAUAACGGCCUACCAGUGGCUGCUCAUCAAGGACAUCUUCAAGAUGGUGCGGGUGAAGAGGAGCGCCGAUUGGCAGCUUCUCCUCGAAAAUGUAAACACCUACGUUAGGGGUGCCGAGCAGGAGGGAAGCGCGCGCUUCGAGACCAUCAACGUUGAGAUAUAG
This is a messenger RNA of Plasmodium vivax (malaria parasite P. vivax), 3186 nucleotides long. RefSeq lists its product as hypothetical. NCBI's taxonomy places the organism in Eukaryota, Apicomplexa, Aconoidasida, Haemosporida, Plasmodiidae. The record is from RefSeq and is a predicted model, not a curated record. Bases 1 to 3186 code for a protein of 1061 amino acids. The transcript has a single exon.